Molecule: messenger RNA, 5532 nt
Organism: Oryzias melastigma (Indian medaka)
Lineage: Eukaryota; Metazoa; Chordata; Actinopteri; Beloniformes; Adrianichthyidae
Gene: agap3
Product: ArfGAP with GTPase domain, ankyrin repeat and PH domain 3
Exons: 18
Coding region: 429-4364 (1311 amino acids)
Cellular component (GO): nucleus
Molecular function (GO): protein binding; GTPase activator activity; GTPase activity
Source: RefSeq, a predicted model, not a curated record
GCUCAGAGAUUAGGAGGCUUGUCUGCACCGCCAACAGCAAAGAUUGCUCACAAAUCUCAACUUGCCAAAGAAGAAGGAUCGUUCUUUUUUUCCCCUCCCGCCUGUCACAGAUGUGACCUUAUGGCAAAACAAGCAGCUUUUCUUUUUGGGCACCAAAGAUGGGAAGAAAAGUGUGGAGAAAAAGGAGCCAUCAUGGGAAUGUCUGUGUGAGUAAAGGAGCCAGAGGAUGCAGGUGGCAGCAAGGCUUUGCUCCGACUUGUUUGAAGUCUUUUUUCCUCUGUGACAGAGGUGAAGGAUUAUGGCUGGCAUAGGAAUUUAGGCUUCACAUGAAGGACUUCAUCGCCGACUCUCAUCUCCUGAACGGACCUGGCCUGUUUCAUUUGCUCGUUUUCUUGAAUCAUGUAAAAAAAUCUGUUUAGUGGGGUGUUAUGCUUUUCCUUAGCAGAGGGACUGAGGUCGUGACCCCAAAGUGUGCAGGGGGUGGCCAGAAGCACCAGGGAAACGCAGUUCAUGACAUCUCUGGCCUUCUGAAACAAACUCAGAGAGAUGCCUCUUUGUCAGAGCCAAAAAUGGGUCACGUCACUUGCAACCUUGUGGAAAACUGCCAACUCAGAAAGGAGGUCAUGAAUUUGGUGCCGAUGGAGAACAGCCCCAGGCUGGGCAGGGCACGACAUGAGCUCAGCAGGUGGCCCUCCCUGAGUGGGGCAGAGAGGCAACGAGAAGAGGCCGUUGUGGAAAGAGCUGAGGAGGAGUUAAAAAUGAAGACGGACAGGUUUGUGAACCAACCCUCCAAGAAUUCAGGAAACUCUGCACAGCACAACAGAGAUGUGGCGGAGGUAACAGCUCACGCUAAAACCCAGGAAAGACUCAUUCAGAGUUCAGAGCCAUGCUCUGUCAUCAUCCUCGCCAGGAGGCUCGUCCUCACCGGUCACGCUGGUGACCUCAGGUCCCAGAGUCCGCAUCAGGAUGAAGCCACGUUUGGAAGGAGGGCGAUGAGCAUGUAUGGUGGUCCUGCAGAGGUAAGAGAUCCUACACCUGAACCAGAAGGACGGCCGCGGAGGCCCAGGAGUGUCUGCAUGCUGACGGGCUCAAAACCUGCUCCAUCUGAAGCGCCACCCCAGGAAGGCUUCAAAAGGCCGAGCAUCUGUGACAACAACCACAGGAGCAGGAAGGCCGAGUUGAUGGCUGUGGAUGGCCUCAAUCCAAUCCUCGCUCUGCAGUCAUUAGAUCCUGCUAAGGUGACCCUUCGGGCCCGUCAUAGAACCUGGAAGCCCAGGCCCUUAAGUAUGACCGUUCUGGAGGUUAGAAAGAAGGGCUCUGAUGAUGAGCUUGACAGCCAGAGGAUGCUCAGACAGGCAGGUGGUGAUGGAGGCGGAUUUCUCAAAGGAGCCUUUCGUUGGAGGUUGUUUGGCCAUAAUUCUGAUGACAGGAACAAGGACAAGGAGACGGACAAAGGGGUGGACUCUGCUCCGAAAACUCCCAAACCUGACGCCUCCAGAAGCACCCUGUCCACUUUGAGACGGAGCUUCAGCCUAAGGAUCAGGAAGACUAGAACCCACGACAAAAGUACUGUAGGGUCUGACGGGGAUCACUGUCAAGGAAAAAGUUGUGCCCAAGAGGCCUCUCCACGGCCUUUCUCCUACCUCACAGGGAGAGCGCUCCCAGCUUCCAGGGAGGAACUAAAAGAUGGGAGCGUGCAGUACAUUCAGUACCAGAACAAGGGGAAAGUUAAGGUGAUGGAAGUACCCCUAUGUCCAUCCAAACUGUCUUCCAGACAAUUUCAAAAAGAGCCAAGUCUACUGCAGCUCAUAGUCAACCGUUUUCGGAGGAAAGAGCCGCCUUUCAAAAGUGAAUCCCAGCCGAUGCAGGACAAAGACAGUGGCCGUUGUUCCCAGCCAGAGAUUAAUGAGUCACAGCCCAUCACUGUUGAGACUCUGGCAGACAAUGACUCCCACAAAGGUCAAGACUCUUUCGUCAACAGUCAGGAAUGGACGUUGAGUCGAUCCGUUCCAGAGCUGAAAGUGGGCAUUGUGGGAAAUCUGUCCAGUGGGAAGUCUGCCUUAGUGCAUCGAUACUUGACAGGAACAUAUGUGCAGGAGGAGUCUCCUGAAGGUGGGCGUUUCAAGAAAGAAAUUGUGGUCGAUGGACAGAGCUACCUACUGCUAAUCAGAGAUGAAGGCGGGCCUCCAGAGUUGCAGUUUGCAGCCUGGGUGGACGCGGUGGUCUUUGUUUUUAGCCUGGAGGAUGAGAUAAGCUUUCAGACGGUCUACAACUACUUCCUGCGCCUGUCCAGCUACAGAAACACCGCUGAGGUGCCCAUGGUCCUGGUGGGAACACAAGAUGCGAUCAGUGCCGCCAACCCCAGAGUGAUUGACGACUCGCGGGCCAGAAAGCUGUCGAACGACCUGAAGCGCUGCACGUACUACGAGACCUGCUCCACCUACGGCCUGAACGUGGAGAGAGUCUUCCAGGAUGUUGCCCAGAAGGUUGUGGCCAUGAGGAAAAAGCAGCAGCUUUCUAUUGGUCCGUGCAAGUCCCUCCCCAACUCUCCCAGCCACUCGUCCGUCCCCGCUGCAUCCAUCCCCUCCGUUCACAUUAACCAGGCGGCCAACGGUGGGGGCGCGUUCAGCGACUACUCCUCCUCCGUUCCCUCCACCCCCAGCAUAAGUCAGCGGGAGAUGCGCAUCGAGACCAUCGCCGCCUCCAACACGCCCACGCCCAUCCGCAAGCAGUCCAAGCGCCGCUCCAACAUUUUCACAUCACGGAAAGCCAGUGAACAGACAAAGAGCGUUGACAGUAAAACAGACAGCAUAGGCAGUGGGAGGGCCAUACCUAUCAAACAGGGAAUCCUUCUGAAGCGAAGUGGCAAAUCCCUCAACAAGGAGUGGAAGAAGAAGUACGUCACACUGUGCAGUAAUGGCCUCCUCACUUACCACCCCAGUUUACAUGACUACAUGCAGAACGUUCACGGAAAAGAGAUCGACUUGCUCAGAACGACCGUCAAGGUACCUGGAAAACGACCCCCCCGAGCGGUGGCCACCGUGGCUCCCACCACAAGCCCCAAGACCAACGGACUGACCAAGGACCGCAGCGCCCUGCAGCUGGGCAUCGGGAGCGCAGGUGCUUCACACUCCAACAGCAGCAGCUCCCUGCAGACGGGCGGCUCGGCGUCGAGCGGCAGCAAGGACGGCAUGCACCAGCGCUCCUUCUCCGUGUCCAGCGCUGACCAGUGGAACGAAGCCAUCAACACCAGUACGAGCAGCGGCGCCACCAAUGGGACGAGCGAUCCAACCGGUUCCAGUGUGGGCAGUGCAACGAGUCCCAAACUUGAGCCCCCACCUUCGCCGCACGCCAACCGGAAGAAACACCGGCGGAAAAAGAGCACGGGCAUCACAAAGCCGGACGGCGUAUCUUCAGGCUACGAAGAACAAGAAGACUCCUUCGAGUUCGUCAUCGUCUCUCUGACGGGUCAGACGUGGAACUUUGAGGCGUCGACGUACGAGGAGCGGGAGCUGUGGGUCCAGCUGAUCGAGAGUCAGAUCUUUGCCAGUCUGCAGUCCUGUGAGGUCAUCAAGAACAAGUCUCGGUUAGGAAGCCAAAGUGAUGCAGUGGCCAUACAGUCCAUAAGGAACGUGAGGGGGAACAGCUUCUGUGUGGACUGUGAUGCACCCAAUCCUGACUGGGCCAGUUUGAAUCUGGGCGCCCUGAUGUGCAUCGAGUGCUCCGGCAUCCACCGGAACCUGGGCACUCACCUGUCCCGCGUGCGCUCCCUGGACCUGGACAGCUGGCCGGUGGAGCUCAGCAUGGUGAUGACCGCCAUCGGGAACGCCAUGGCCAACAGCGUGUGGGAGGGGGCUCUGGAGGGAUACACCAAGCCAGGGAGCGACAGCACCAGGGAGGAGAAGGAGCGGUGGAUCAGAGCCAAGUACGAGCAGAAGCUGUUCCUGGUGGGGCUGCCCCAGUCAGACGUUCCUCUGGGGCAGCAGCUGCUCCGGGCGGUGGUGGAGGAUGACCUGAGGUUGGUGGUGCUGCUGCUGGCCCACGGCACCAAGGAAGAGGUUAAUGAGACCUACGGGGAUGGAGACGGGCGCACCGCACUUCACCUCUCGUGCGCCAUGGCCAAUGUGGUCAUCACACAGCUGCUCAUCUGGUACGGUGUGGACGUGAAGAGCAGGGAUGCUCGUGGUCAGACGCCUCUGUCGUACGCCCGCCGCGCCGGAAGCCAGGAGUGCGCCGACAUCCUCCUUCAACACGGCUGUCCCAACGACUCCAGCAACCUGACGCCCAACAUGAGCCGCCGCAACCCCAACAUCAACAACAACAACGCCCAGUGUGAGCUGAACCGCAGCAUCAGCAUCAUGUAGACGCCAGAACGCCAACGCCGUCUCAUCCCUUCACUGUGUUUCAGUAGAGAAUCGCCACACGUGAUGAAUUAAGCUGCAAUAUUAUGUACAUUUAAGGUUUGGAUUUUGAUUUGUCUUCAUUUUGAUGGGUGGAUUGAUUGGUCUGAAGCGAUCAGCGUUUUCGUAUCCUCAGCGUCAACCAAACAAACGACUCACUCCGGCGUUCAUAACUACCACCAAAAAGCAUUUCCUUAAUGCUGGAACAUUUCCGCUGAUGUCUUCCCCUCUGCGACGCGACCCGAGUGCAUAAUGAGAGAGAAACUUUCCCGGCUUAAACUGUAAAGAAUAGCAGCAGAAGUGACAGAACAGAGAUGUGAGGAGAAGCCCAUUCCUCAUGAUAACAGUGGUGGUUUCAGCUCUCGUAAUGAUGCAUGUUUUCAACCAGCUAUCAACCUUUUGACAUGCUAUUCAUAUACAAAGGCAAAGCAAUUAUGGUUAAAGAGGCCAAAUGAUUUAGAUACUCAAUUCACAGGGAAAUGGAUUUGGAUCGUCAUAAAGGAGCUGAUUGCAAAAUUCCUUUUGGGUGAAAGAGAAUCAUUUCCUUUGGCACUUUCUUUCUUUCUUUCUUUCUUUUUUUUUCCACAAUCCUUCAGUAAAAGUGUCCACGACGGUGAAGGAAUUAAGGGGCACGACGGCGUAUGGCCAUUAGGCCACAUAGUUUUGUAAGCGUGCCUCUUCAAUCAGAUCUCAUUCGAAUACAAAGAAUUGAUUGAAACCCUGAAAUUCUGCCAUUACGACGCCUUUGUUGGAAUCAUUUUCAGAUUGUGUUGAUAAUUGUUUGACACAAAUUUCCGAAUCUUCAAAAUAUGCAUUCAGCCUGAGAGAUGUGAAGCUCUAGAGAUCAUAUCUUCCGUUUGUUGCUGUGAAAUACAUCCGUACCUGUACAGAACAUUUACUCUGUGGAUGAAGGACAGCGGUUGAAGACUGCAGUGACGCUUUUGGAGCAUUUUUGUGUUUAAUUGUACAGAUUUAUGUAAAAAAAAGUUGUUUUUUUGCCUUAUUUCUUAUUGGAACAUUUGACUUUCUAAAGACCGUCCAGUCCUGAAAAGCUAUCAGCCUAAGAGUGUGUUACGAGAUUUAUGACUGACAAUAUAAGGGAUUAAAAAGUACAUAUAUAUGAUGUUCUACA